This is a messenger RNA of Tetranychus urticae (two-spotted spider mite), 696 nucleotides long. Lineage: Eukaryota; Metazoa; Arthropoda; Arachnida; Trombidiformes; Tetranychidae. The record is from RefSeq and is a predicted model, not a curated record.
UUUCUCCCUUUCUCUCUCUCUCCUUAAAUCGUUAAUCGCCUGUUAAAUAAAUUUAAUAAUCUUGUGUACAGCUUUUUCCAUCGGAGGACAUUUAAAGUGUUUUUUGUUUUCGCUAUCCUUUAAAGUGUAUCUAUUUUGUGUUUGGCAUCGUAUGGCAUCUCAACGUUUAAUUUAUGAAGGACCUUUAGUGUCUAAAAUAAAGUCAAUCAAAUUGUUAUCAUUAUCUACAAGUAUAGCUGGUUUUGCGGCCCAAAUGUAUAUCUACAGAAAGAGCUCACAAGAAGGUUCAAAAAUUUCAAAAUUAACCCUGGUGAUUUCAUCAACCAUGGUCUUAGCUUUUUCUCUAACUCCUUUACUGCUCAAUUCCAUAACGAAACGUUAUGUUUAUCAAUUAUAUUUCAAUUCAAGCAGUAAAAGUUUCACGGCGUAUACUCUAAAUUUUUUGAACCAACCUGUCAAAACACAAUUUACAAAAUCAACACUUGAACUUGCUCCAGUUGCCUCUCCGUUUACAACAAUUUUGGUCAACAAGAAACCUCUUUUUGUUGAUCUGAAAGAAAUUAAGGACCCUGAAGCCCUAGAAUUGUUUGUUUAACUGAAGAGUAUUCUUAAUAGCGUUUGUGUUUAUGUAGAUCACAUUUAGAUUAAUAAUCUUGUUUACAUGACAAAAGGUUUACAUUAAAGAUUUAAAUCGAA